Messenger RNA from Beta vulgaris subsp. vulgaris (sugar beet), 3502 nucleotides. RefSeq lists its product as uncharacterized. The coding region runs from base 189 to 3128 and encodes 979 amino acids. The transcript is spliced from 16 exons. Gene Ontology annotation, cellular component: centrosome; equatorial microtubule organizing center; gamma-tubulin complex. Gene Ontology annotation, molecular function: gamma-tubulin binding; microtubule minus-end binding. NCBI's taxonomy places the organism in Eukaryota, Viridiplantae, Streptophyta, Magnoliopsida, Caryophyllales, Amaranthaceae. Gene Ontology annotation, biological process: microtubule nucleation; meiotic cell cycle; spindle assembly. The record is from RefSeq and is a predicted model, not a curated record.
UGCGUAAUUAUGACAUGAUUUACCACCAUGUGAAUUAUUCACGCAUCACUCCAACAGCAAACUCUCCCAAUGUUGCAUAAAUCUCUCUAUUUUCCAACAUCAAACAUUAGUUCAGUUUUCUUUUCAGUAAAUUUUCUUGACAUUUGAUGUUUCCUUCCUUUAUAAUUUAUAUGUAGUUCAAUAAUGCAAUGUUAAUCUCCAGUGGACGAACUAAUGUAUCAAACAUGAAAGGUGUGGCUCCCUCAAGUUUGAUUAGCAGGAUCCAUAAUUCCUUACCUGAUGGUUUACAUUUCGCAGCUUCAAUCUCUUCUCUAAAGACUACUGAAUUUGAACUGGUUCAAGGUAUACUGCAUAUACUGCAGGGUAAUUCUAGCCCUUUCUUCAGUUGGGACGAAAUUGGUUGUCGAUUUUGUGCCAAUGUUGGGAUAUAUGUGAGCCACCUCUCACAAACGAGUUUACAUGAUGUUUUUAAUCAGUUCUUGUAUGCUGCUACAUGUUUAAGGCUGGUAGAGAUUGUUACUGAAAGGAUUGAGGAUGAGGGGAAACGCUUUCCUACGUUGAGGGCGUUCGGGAGUUCUGUUUCUGCUUGGCUUCAGAGGUUGCGAGACAUUGCUUUGAAGGAGGAAAUAAAGAUAAUUGACUCUGAUGCAAGGACUGUUCCUACACUUUUGGGGAUGGCAAACUCUUUGUCAAGCCUUUGUUCAGGAGCCGAGUUUUUGUUACAGAUAGUUCGUGAAGCAGUCCCAAAAUUGUGGCUUGAAUCUCUGCAUUCUGUCCCUGCUGCUGAAGUGGCUGUUCAUAUCCUUGAUCAUCUUUACAUGAAGCUCAAUGAAACAUGUCUUGUGCAGGGUGGUGAGGAGGAAGCAUACAGGAUGCUCCUUUAUUUAUUUGCUGGAAGUCUAUUGCCAUAUAUUGAGAUCCUUGAUUCCUGGAUUUUUGAGGGAAUUCUUGAUGAUCCUUAUAGUGAGUUGUUCUUCUAUGAAAAUAGAUCUGUGUCAAUUAAUGACACAGAAUUUUGGGAAAUGAGUUAUCUAUGGAGAUCCUUAACCCAUCAAAAGGUUGACGCUGAGCUCUCAAGCACAACUCUUAAGCAUCAAGCAUGCCCAUUGUUCAUUAAGGACAUAGCUAAGGAAAUUGUUUCUGCUGGAAAGUCCCUCCAGCUGAUCAGGCAUGUUCCAAUGACCUCACCUUCAGGAGGGAGAUAUACUGACUUGGGUGGUUUUGGAAGUAUUUGUGGUAUUGAUAAUACUAAUGAAUUACGUAGAGGGUACAGCACAGCAGGGUUGACGUUAGUAGAGGUCUUUUUUGUGUCUGUGGCAGGUAUUAUAGGCCAUGGUGAUCAUGUGUAUAAUUACUUUAUGCAAAAUGAUUUAGCCUCUAUGAUUCCUUGCUUAAUGCGGUGCGAAGUGGAGAGGCAAAGACUUAGAGGAAGAGACAGCAAGAGUUCUGCUAUGACAAGCCAAAAGAAAACUUGGGUUGAGUUUUUGGAUAGUACAUUACAAGAAAGAGAAGCUUCUUAUCAAGUUAAAACCUCAUUGUCUCAUGGUAAAGAAGAUGUGGAGACCAGUUUAGCAAAUGAAUUCCAACUCGUGAAAUCUUUCUGUGCUCAAAAUCCAGCUAUUACUGUUUGUCAAAAAAUGCUGAACAAGAAUAGAGAUGCUUUGAGAACUUUGACUUUGUCAAAGAAUGCCAAUCUUCCCCCCUUAAAUGAUGAGGAUUUGCGGGAGGCUAUUUUUAAUAUUGAGAGUAGAGGAGCUUUAUCAAACAAGAAAACCAAUUUCACUUUCGGUUUUCAAUUUAGUGAAUCUCAGUAUCUUCGUUCAAUGGAAGAAACACUUCUUUUAGAAACAAUGUUUCCAUUUCCAACUGUUCUUCCUUCAUAUCAGGAGGACCUUCAGAUGUCAGAGCUUUUACCUCUCCAGACUAAUAGCACUUUGUCCUCCAGAGUUCUUCGCUGGAUUCAAGUUGCCGAACCAAAGUGCACCCCACUACCUAUGGUUAUACUGCAAGAAUGUCUUAAAGUCUACAUUAAGAAGCAGGUGGAUAUUAUUGGAAGUCACAUGCUGUCAAAGUUACUCCGGGACUGGAGACUGAUGGACGAACUGGAAGUGCUGCGUGCUAUAUAUUUGCUAGGCUCGGGAGAUCUUCUCCAACACUUCUUGAUAGUGAUUUUCAAUAAAUUGGAUAAAGGAGAAUCAUGGAAUGAUGAUUUUGAGUUGAAUAUGAUUCUGCAGGAGUCAAUCCGAAAUUCUGCAGAUGCCAUGCUGUUGACUGCACCAGAUUCAUUGGUUGUCUCCAUCAUAAAACCCCAUGGCCUUGAUGGUAGUGAUCAGCUGAAUGCAGCUGCUGUUGCAUCUACUCCUCGUAAAGGUCAUGAACAUAUCUCGGGUGUUAAUGGUCUUGAUGUACUUAACUUCACCUACAAGGUAUCUUGGCCACUUGAACUUAUUGCUAACACUGAGGCAAUUAGAAAAUAUAACCAGGUGAUGCAAUUCUUGUUGAAAGUUAAGCGUGCUAAGUUUGUACUUGAUAAAUUUCGGAGAUGGAUCUGGAAGAAAAAAGGUAUGGUAACAGUCAACUGGAAGCGCCAUUGGCUAGUGGAACAGAAACUUUUGCAUUUUGUGGAUGCUUUUCACCAAUAUGUGAUGGAUAGAGUCUAUCAUAGUGCAUGGCGUGAGAUGUGCCAAGGUAUUUCAGCAGCAUGUUCUUUGGAUGAGGUAAUUGAAGUACAUGAAGCCUACUUGCUAUCAAUCCAAAGGCAAUGCUUUGUUGUUCCUGAUAAACUGGGGGCAUUGGUAGCCAGCAGGAUAAACACUAUCCUUGGAUUGGCUCUGGAUUUCUAUUCGAUACAGCACACACUUGAUAGUGGUGCGGCAGUUUCUGCCAUUAAGGCCAGAUGUGAAAUGGAAGUUGAUCGCAUUGAGAAGCAGUUUGAUGAUUGCAUUGCCUUUCUUCUCAGAGUACUAUCCUUCAAGCUCAACAUUGGACACUUUCCUCAUUUAGCAGAUUUAGUGACUAGAAUAAAUUACAACUACUACUACAUGUCUGAUAAUGGAAACAUGAUGACAGCCCCUGGAUCUGAUUCAGCGAAGUUAGGAGGGAAGGCCUUUCCUAGUAGGCCUGGGUGAUUGUAAAAUAGAUGUUGUGUAACUUGCACAAGUUUCAACCCUUCCCUUCCUCAAAGCUUCAACGUCCAAGAUAGCCUGAAAUUUAGGCACCAAUGUUGAAGUCUUUCAUACUAACUAAAGCAGGCAGCCUAGUGAUCUUGAAGUUGUGUAGCUGCAGCUUGUAUAUGUUGGCCCUAUUUGGGUUUAUCUACAUUCUUUUUCGAUGUUUCGAUGCCUGAAGUGGUUGCUUGUAAUUUAUUCUUUGGGAAUGCUUUUUGGGAUGAGGUGAUAAAGUUAUUCUUGUAACGAGUUUCAUGUACCCGUUUCUGUGGCAGUGUUCGAUUGUAUAUAGAGCUUGUGUUCUUAUCAACAAGUGCUGAGUUUGUGUUCUUAUU